This is a messenger RNA of Felis catus (domestic cat), 1335 nucleotides long. It is a transcript of the gene ADAM1B, whose product is annotated as disintegrin and metalloproteinase domain-containing protein 1a-like. The record is from RefSeq and is a predicted model, not a curated record. Gene Ontology annotation, cellular component: plasma membrane; external side of plasma membrane; sperm head plasma membrane. The transcript is spliced from 2 exons. Gene Ontology annotation, biological process: binding of sperm to zona pellucida; male gonad development. NCBI's taxonomy places the organism in Eukaryota, Metazoa, Chordata, Mammalia, Carnivora, Felidae. Bases 40 to 1023 code for a protein of 327 amino acids.
CUAUGCUGUUCUGAUUGCCAGUUGAGACAUAAGGGAUUCAUGUGUCGUCCUGCUCUUGGAGAGUGUGACCUCCCUGAAUAUUGUGAUGGUACCUCCGGAGAAUGCCCCAUAGACCGCUAUAAGCAAGAUGGCACAUUGUGUGACAGAAUUCACUAUUGUUUUGGCGGCCGGUGUAAGAACCCUGAUAAUCAAUGUGUGGAUAUAUAUGGGUCCCCUGCAAGGUCUGCCCCAGAACACUGUUAUAUUUCCAUGAACACCAAAGGAGACCGGUUCGGGAACUGUGGCUUGUGGGCCUCGUCUAGGACAAAGUAUGUUAAUUGCUCUGAUGAUCAUAUAUUUUGUGGGAAACUUAUAUGUACAAAUAUUAGACGGAUACCAGCAAUCAAACCCCACCAUACUCUGAUCCAGGUACCUCACAAAGAUGACUGGUGCUGGAGCAUGGAUGCCUAUAACAUGACUGACAUCCCCGAUGAUGGAGAGGUGCACAGCGGCACUCUUUGUGCCCCACACAAAGUCUGCAUGAAUUACUCCUGCAUUGAUCGUGCCGUGCUCCAUUACGACUGUGAACCUAAUGAAAUGUGUAAUGGGAGAGGAGUCUGCAACAAUUUAAGGCACUGUCAUUGUGAGGCUGGCUAUGCACCCCCUGACUGCAAAGCUGCAGGAAAUGGGGGUAGUGUGGACAGUGGCCCUCCUGGAAAGCCACAUGAUGGAAAUCCAAGUGAAGAUGAAAGCAGAAGUCACAGUGUUUCUCGUAGUAAUUCUGGCAGAGGUUGUGAGAAUGAAGAUGAAAGCAAAGGCCUUUCCAGGAUGGUGUACUUAUUCGCCUUAUUUCUUUUAAUAGUAUUUUUAAGUCUGAUUAUUGGUGCCAUUAUUGGGGCUGGAAAGGAGAGAUCACAGUGCCAACAAAAGGUUCUAGAAGAAACUCAAGAAACUGUACCAGAAACAGAAGUAGGCAGAUUAGAGGAAGAACCAGGGGGAAAAAUGAGUAGUGACAGGAAGAAGGCCAAUAUAGCAAAUAACUGAAUCAUUAGGUGGAAUAGAGGCUCAGUGGAGCAAACAUGAAGUUUACACUGACGGCUGCAGGCCCUGACAGGAAGUCUACAGCCUGUGGAAAGGAGUACUCUGGGGAAUAUCCUCAUAACUUGGACUCAAACACCAACCUCUCCUCUGGGGCUCAGCUGAAGGAAAAAUAAAAGAUUUACCUUCAACACAGGUGACAUUAUCAACUUCACAGGGAUGCAGUUCUGCACUAAGUAACGUUUUGCCCUGGUUUGCAAUGUUUCUUGACACCGUAUUAAAAAUGGAAAUAAAAACUUCCAGUGUUUACAAACUUAA